AUGGCCAAAAGAGACCACGAUUAUGCGCUCGACGGCGACGACGAUAUUGACUUUCUAUUAUCAUUGGAGCAAAUGGACGACACAGCUGUUCCUGGACUCGACGACUUUUUAAACAGCAAAAACCAAUCAAAGAAAAGCAACAAUGGAAGCUCUUUAUUUCCUUCUGCAUCAGUCAACACUAUUACCGAGGACGACAAUGACGAUCCCUUAUUUUUACCGCCAUCCACCAACAACCGAGACAAGGAGCCACAGCAGCAGCAGUCGUUGAACUAUCCCGAUUCACCCAUAGCUAUGAGCGUGCAUGAAGGCGAUAUGGACGUGGAUUAUAUGGAUGCGACACUCGUAGACAACAACAACAACAUUGACGUUGAUGAAUCACCUUUGGAGAAAGCCUUUCAACAAAAUGUGGGUCGACGAUUACAGCACAAUUCCAUCUUUUCACUCGACGAUGAGGAUUUUGUACCUGAAUCAUCUAUCAAAGCACAAAAGAAGAUCUUGGAGCAUGAUUAUACAAAACGACCUGCUGAAGGCACAUACAUCAUCAGUCAAUGUCCAUUCACUGGAAAGACAUUUUACUUUCCAAAGACCAACAAUCAAUCCACCCACGCCCUCCAGUCGACUACCAACAACAAAGACACUCAUCUUCUCGGUGUCCCGUUUUGGAAGAUUGCCAAACAAGUUGAAGAGCUGAAAACAGAAACGGCAAAGAAGGCAAAGAAGGAAUCAACGGCCCAUGAUGCUGCAGCACGAAAGAAAAGGAGGAAACAGGCACAUCGUGAGAGCUCUGAUAGCAACAUGCUGUGGUCAGAAAAAUACCGCCCGAAAAAGUUCAUGGAUCUACUAGGUGAUCAGCGUGUCAAUCGUGAAGUGCUUCGUUGGGUCAAGGAAUGGGAUUAUUGCGUCUUUGGAAAGUUACCCUCAAGUGAAAAUCAGCGUAAAGCCUUCCGCAAUUACAAAAGCACGUUUGGAUCCGGCCUUGCAGGAAAAGACACGGAUAGUAUGGAUAAGCCCAAAGAUAAGCUUUUACGACCUGAGCGAAAGAUCUUGCUUCUUUCUGGUCCCCCUGGAUUUGGUAAAACGACUCUGGCUCAUGUUGUGGCGAAUCAUUCUGGAUAUAAUGUGGUGGAAAUCAACGCGAGUGAUGAUCGGACCGGCAAUAUCGUCGAGACCAAGAUCAAAGGAGCAUUGGAAAUGCAGGCUAUUAUAAAGAAGUCCGAUGGUGAAAGCACAACGACGUUGGAGCAAAAGCCCAAUUUGGUGAUCAUUGAUGAAAUUGAUGGUGCGAGCUCAGCUGGCGGUGGAGAAAGUCUUAUCAAACACCUGAUACAACUUGCUACGUCGGAUCCAGAUGAAGAGAAGCAGAGAAAUCCAAGAAGGAAACGGAAAACAAUGACACUCCAAAGACCAAUCAUUUGUAUUUGCAAUGACCUGUAUUCAUCCGUAUUGAAGCCUUUGAGAUCGAUUGCACAUUCCCUUCAAUUCCGCAAAACUUCUGUCACCACGAUCGCCAAACGACUCCUCUCUGUUUGUGAAAAUGAAGGCCUUGAGACGGAUGAACGAGCAUUAAGUCUAUUGGUUGAGAUGACGGGAGGUGAUAUUCGAAGCUGCAUGAACGUCCUUCAGCUUAUUCGAAGCAGGAGCGACGUUUUUACACGAGACAUGGUGAAAAAUGAGGAAUUCGGGAACAAGGAUUUGGGCAAGCCAUUGUUCACUGUAUGGGAAGAGAUUUUCAAUGCCCCAAGCGGACGUCAUCAUGGGCCUUUGGCACGAUACAAGACAAUCGAUGUCAACGACAAAUACGUCAGCAAGCUAACACGGUCCAUCCUUGACAAUGGAGAAAUUGAGAGAUUGAUGCAAGGAUGUUUCGAGUCAUAUCUCAAGAUGCGUUUCAAUGAUGUUGGCUGUCAAAAGGUCAUCCUGAUGGGAGAAUGGCUCAACUUUUACGACCUCUUGGACCAUCGCACCAACGUUAUGCAUGAUUACAGCUUUUUCGGUUAUCUACCUUAUCCUAUUACCAAUUUUCAUCGAUUCUUUUCUGGAUCAACGACCCAAGAGCAUCGUGUGGAAUACCCAAAAGUGGACUACGAGGUUUCCGUGGCCAAGAAAUCAUACCAGAAUUUGGUGGAUGCAUUUCUCGCUGGUAUCCAUCCACUUCGGCGGCGAGCCUUGGAUAGAGACAUUGCGAUCCUGGAUCUUGUACCUCGCUUGCUUCGAAUCAUAUCACCCGAUCUAAGACCAGUGAACAAGCAAUUGAUCAAACCUGCAGAAAGAGAAAAGCUGACAAGAGUUAUCCAAACGAUGGUCGAAUAUGGAUUGACAUUUGUGCAAGAAAAGAAUUCGGAUGGCCAGUUUGUCUAUCGACUCGAACCACCCGUCGAGCAGCUUUUGUAUUUUGAGGCAGCUGUCAACGCCAAAAAUAUCCUGUCCAACAAGUAUGCGGUUCGACAAAUGAUUGCACAAGAGGUUGACCUUGAGUUACUAAGACGACGAGAACAAAAGUUCGAGAGCGAAGCAGCAAAAUCAUCGAGCUCAAAAGCCAAAACCACUCCACAACAACCUGCGAAGAAGGCAUCAGAAGAGAAUAUCCCCAAGCGCAUGACCAACUUUUUUGGACAAGCUAUUCAACCCACUGCCCACGACCAGAAUCAAAGCUCAAAGACGGUCAUUACACCAAAAGCGCCCGUCUCAUAUCAUUACCACGAGGGAACGACCAAUGCCGUGAGAAAACCAAUGCCGGUGCAUCUCUUUUUAUAG
Lichtheimia ornata is the source of this 2754-nucleotide messenger RNA. RefSeq lists its product as uncharacterized. The record is from RefSeq and is a predicted model, not a curated record. Bases 1 to 2754 code for a protein of 917 amino acids. Gene Ontology annotation, molecular function: ATP binding; ATP hydrolysis activity. Lineage: Eukaryota; Fungi; Mucoromycota; Mucoromycetes; Mucorales; Lichtheimiaceae. The transcript is spliced from 18 exons.